AUGCUCGACAUAACCUUCAAAAAUGGAGUUAUGGAAAUCCCACCAAUAGAGAUCGAAUACAAUGCAGAGUCUCUCUUCAGAAACCUCAUCGCCUAUGAACAGUGUGAUCCAAGCAUCAUGACUUGUAGCAUUACCUCGUACGCUGUCAUCUUGGAUAGCCUUAUUAACACUAGCAAAGAUGCGGACUUUCUCAUUCAGAAAGAAAUCAUAGUUACAAAAUUGAGCAAGGAGGACAUAGCCUGUCUCUUCAAUAAGCUUUACAGUCACACUAUAGUUGGCAAUUUCUGUUACGCGGAACUCACCAAGAAUGUGAAUGCAUAUUAUCAGGACCGCUGGCACAGAUGGCAAACAAUUCUCAGACGUGAUUAUUUCAGCAAUCCAUGGUCAAUCUUUUCGCUUGCUGCCGCACUCUUGAUCCUAGCUAGCAAUGAGAAUUCGAAGAAGCCUCUAAUUACUUGCACUAAAUUCAUCUCUGGCUGCAGACUGCAGUUUUUACUGCAAAGUAUGAAAUUCAUCAUCAGUUUCACCAAAUUUGUGGAAAACUCUUCAUCUACUUAUAACAUCAAACCAGACUCAUUUGAUGUUGAAGCUUUAUUAUCCAGCAGAAUAGAUAGCUCCCACGCUAUGACUUCAUCUACAUGA
This is a messenger RNA of Prunus armeniaca (apricot), 642 nucleotides long. The record is from the annotation of a GenBank genome assembly. NCBI's taxonomy places the organism in Eukaryota, Viridiplantae, Streptophyta, Magnoliopsida, Rosales, Rosaceae.